UUGUACCUAUUCCUGCUUAUUGGUUUUGUUGUUGUUGUUUUUUUUUUUGCCUCCAGGGUUACUGCUGGGACUCGGUGCCUGCACUAUAAAUCUGCCACUUUUCCCAUUUUUGUUGUUGCUGUUGUUUUUGGAUAGGACAAAGAAACUGAGAAAGUGGAAGACUGAGAGGAAGAAAGACAGACACCUGCAGACCUGCUCCACCACUUGUGAAGUGAUCCCCCCCAGCAGGUGGGGAACCAGGGGCUUGAACCAGGAUCCUUGCGCUUUGUACUAUGUGUGCAUAACCCAGUGCACCACUGCCCAGCCCCUUAUUGUUUUUAAUGAUCAUUAUUUUAUUUGUUUACUUACUAAAUAGAGAAACUGAGAGAAAAGGGGGAGAGGGAGAGUGAAAGAGACACCUGCAACACUGCUUCACCAUUUGUGAAGCUUCCCUCCUGCAGGUGGGGAACAGGGGCUUGUUCAUUGUAAUGUGUGUGCCCUACCAGGUGUACGUACACCAUCUGGCCCCAUUCUGCUUGUUAGUGCUGUUUUUAAUAUAUCACAUGGGUUCUUCUAAGCACAGUUGUGAAGUAGGCAUUAUUUCCUUCAUUUUACAGACACCUUCAUGAGGAAACUGAAGUACAGAGAUAGUAAUUCCCAGAUCUGGGAUUGGAAAGCAAAUCUUGUGUUCUGUUGGCUCCCCCACACUUCCUGUCAUGCUGAGGAGAAAAGAAAUUGGGAAGUUUGCACAAACAACUUUGAAAUUAAGGCACUAUUUUCCGUUCUGUUCCCGAAGCUCAGCAGGAGCCUAGGAAAGACAGAGAGAGAAUUUGGCAUCUCUGGAUCUGCAAAGGUCAGAAGGGUGUGGAGAGCAGAGGCCAUUCAGGAGGUGAAGCAUCCCUGUCACCAGUGUCCUCCUAUCACUGAGUGGAGGGAGCUCCUCCCAGGAGCAUAGAGUUGUUACUGGCCUGGCACUCUCCAAGCACAACCAAGUGUGAAGGCUGGUGAGAAGAGCCUGUCCUUGAGGCUUUAGCAGGUGUCUCUCCUAUACCCUCCUGCCCUUCCCCCACCCCCAUAUUGGGAAGCCUAGGCCUGGGCUUGCCAUCCCAGGGUCACUAGACUAGGAUGGGGGAUGGGCCUGUGACAGGAGGUGCCCUGGGUGUCCUCUUCCGGCCCCAUGGAGUCCUCACCCAUCCCCCAGUCAUCCGUAAACUCUUCUACAUUGGGGAAGGUUCCUCAAACUCCAGGCCCCUCGGCAGCCAGCGGGGUCCCAGAAGUGGGGCUGCGGGACGUGGCCUCAGAAUCGGUGGCCCUCUUCUUCAUGCUCCUGCUGGACUUGACCGCUGUGGCUGGCAACGCUGCCGUAAUGGCCGUGAUCGCCAAGACCCCCGCCCUGCGCAAGUUUGUCUUUGUCUUCCACCUCUGCCUGGUGGACCUGCUGGCCGCCCUGACCCUCAUGCCUCUGGCCAUGCUCUCCAGCUCUGCCCUCUUUGACCAUGACCUUUUUGGGGAGGUAGCCUGCCGCCUCUACUUAUUCUUGAGCAUCUGUUUUGUCAGCCUGGCCAUCCUCUCCGUGUCAGCCAUCAAUGUGGAGCGCUACUACUAUGUGGUCCACCCCAUGCGCUAUGAGGUGCGCAUGACGCUGGGGCUGGUAGUCUCCGUGCUGGUGGGCGUGUGGGUCAAGGCUUUGGCCAUGGCUUCCGUGCCCGUUCUGGGCAGGGUCUCCUGGGAACAGGGGGCGCCCAACGUGCCCCCGGGCUGCUCGCUCCAGUGGAGCCACAGUGCCUACUGCCAGUUCUUCGUGGUGGUCUUUGCCAUCCUCUACUUCUUGUUACCCCUGCUCCUCAUCCUGGUGGUCUACUGCAGCAUGUUCCGAGUGGCCCGUGUGGCUGCCAUGCAGCACGGACCGCUGCCCACGUGGAUGGAGACGCCCAGGCAGCGGUCUGAGUCUCUCAGCAGCCGCUCCACCAUGGUCACCAGUUCAGGGGCCCACCAGACCACCCCACACCGGACGUUUGGGGGAGGGAAGGCUGCAGUGGUCCUUCUGGCUGUGGGCGGACAGUUCCUGCUCUGUUGGUUGCCCUACUUCUCAUUCCACCUCUAUGUCGCUCUGAGUGCUCAGCCCAUUUCAACCGGGCAAGUGGAGAACGUGGUGACCUGGAUCGGCUACUUCUGUUUUACUUCUAACCCUUUCUUCUACGGGUGUCUCAACCGGCAGAUCCGGGGAGAACUCAGUAAGCAGUUUGUCUGCUUCUUCAAGCCUGCUCCGGAGGAGGAGAUGAGGCUCCCAAGCCGGGAGGGCUCCAUUGAGGAAAACUUCCUGCAGUUCCUUCAGGGAACUGGCUGUCCUACAGAAUCCUGGGUCUCCCGACCCCUACCCAGUCCCAAGCAGGAGCCACCUGCUGUGGACUUUCGGAUUCCAGGACAGAUAGCUGAGGAGACCUCUGAAUUCCUGGAGCAGCAGCUCACCAGCGACAUCAUCAUGUCGGACAGCUACCUCCAUCCUGCUCCUUCACCUCGACCAGAAUCAUGAUGGGCAGCUGGACACCUGGAUGGGGAUGGGACUGGGGGUUGGUCGUGACUGCAAGGAUCACCUUGUAAGAUCAUCUUUCCCCAGCUAGCUGGGGCUGAGGCUGGGGUGUCUGCACAAAGCUUUUGCUGUGUUUUGUGGAUCGGGAACAGAGCCAGCAGGAGGGAUGUGUGGCAAAAGUCUUGGACAUGGCUGUGAUUCUUGACUACUGGGGGAGGGGACCUGGUGAGAUGGCGAUGAGAGUAAAGGGUCACAAAGGACUGGCCUUCCUGAUCUUUCUCCUCAUGGCAGUGACUCACCUCCAACCCCGAACAAUCGGGUACAAGAGACUAAGGUUGGGCAUGAGAAGGGUGGAGUUUCCAUGGCCCAGUAAAUGUCUCCUUACUUCCAUUCAUCGAUCUCAAAAUUAGCUUCAGUGACAAAGACAUAAAUUUCUCUCCUAUUAGCAACCCUGGGUUGGAGACAGGACACAGGAGUUAGGCUCAGUUGACUGAGACUGUAGAAAUUAUGUUGGUGGUUGGUAGUGGUAUUUUCAAGAUAGGGGAGUAAUUGUAAACUGGAUAGGACAUCCAUCUGGGGCUACCUGUCUCCAUCAUUUCCUUCAAGUGAAUCAAGUAACAUUUAAGUCUUGAGGCAGCACCAGAGGGUGGUGUGGUCUGUAUUUGGACAAAUUCCUUGCUUACUUACCCUUACUCAGUAUCAAAUGGGAAGACGGGUUGGCGGGAUAGUUUCCCUUUUGAAUAGCCAAUAAAUAUUUUUUAUUAUAAAAAGUCAUACUGAUAUCAACAUUGACUCCUUCAGUUCAAUUCAGUACAUAGCAGUUGUACACUCAAUAUUCUUGGGGACCCACAAAGGUUUAUGGUCACUACCUUUAAGGAGUUCAAGGUAUCUAGUCUCACCAGAUGCUAUGUAUUUUUAGAGUAUUUACAUCUGGUAAAGCUCUAGAACAUGUGUUUGAGAAAGAUACUGGAGAAUAUGUAUGACUCUGACUUUUGAGAAUUUGGUUCACUGUAGUAAGAUACCUACAGGAAACCUUGCUGCAGAUUGUGGCAAAUGUGGGAGGUUGUAAAUGAAACCCUAGUUGAAGAAAAGAAUGUGUUAAGUGAAACAGCCUUCCCCUUUAGAUCUAGGACUAUGCCUGGGUUUGUCUUCCUAGCACUAGACUUACUUCAGUCUAGUGCCCAUUACACUGAGGAAACCUCUUAAAUAGUACAUAUACCUAAGAGAGUCUUGUGAUACAAAAAUAAGGACUUUUUCUCUCUCCUCUCCCUUAGAAGAUCCACCUGGAAUAAAGGAAUUUCAUCCCUAGAUAGGGGAAAAACUUGCAAACACUGCUCAUCAGCUAGGAGGCCCUGAACAUUGCCAGCAGGUGGCAGUGUGAGUUCAAGGAAACUAGGAAAGGUGCAAGUACGUGGGGG
Erinaceus europaeus (western European hedgehog) is the source of this 3927-nucleotide messenger RNA. It is a transcript of the gene GPR61, whose product is annotated as G protein-coupled receptor 61. Gene Ontology annotation, molecular function: G protein-coupled receptor activity. Gene Ontology annotation, cellular component: plasma membrane; signaling receptor complex; endosome. Gene Ontology annotation, biological process: G protein-coupled receptor signaling pathway. NCBI's taxonomy places the organism in Eukaryota, Metazoa, Chordata, Mammalia, Eulipotyphla, Erinaceidae. The transcript has 2 exons. The record is from RefSeq and is a predicted model, not a curated record. The coding region runs from base 1157 to 2512 and encodes 451 amino acids.